Molecule: messenger RNA, 4111 nt
Organism: Stylophora pistillata
Lineage: Eukaryota; Metazoa; Cnidaria; Anthozoa; Scleractinia; Pocilloporidae
Product: transforming growth factor-beta receptor-associated protein 1
Biological process (GO): endosomal vesicle fusion; intracellular protein transport; vesicle-mediated transport
Cellular component (GO): cytoplasm; membrane
Source: RefSeq, a predicted model, not a curated record
GAAAUCUAGAGCAUUUCGUUUUCGAUAAAAUUCGAGACAAAUCUCCGCUAAAAACUGAGAAAAGAACAAAACAUCAUUGCAUUUAUCCAUUUUUAUUAUUUCAGAUAAAUAGCACCCGAACUUUGAUUGAAACCGAGAAAAGCAGCCUCAAAGCCAUUUUGAGAAAGAUAACCUUCAAAGCGGUGUGCAAUUAACAUCUCUCGCACUUUUCAAACCUUUUUUAUUUGUUUAUUGAACUGUGAGAUGAGGCUCCUAAAUUCCACAAUGUACUUCGCUUCAGGCAAUUUUCUUAAAAAUUUCAAGUGUAUGAGUCACUGAAUUGAAAAAAAAUUACGUUUUGUUCCGGUUGCUAGGAUGAAACAUAAUAGCCAAGAGAAUCUUUUGUUUUUGGCUCUCCUGUCGGAAAAUUAACGCUAUCUUCGCCCACACAAUUGAAUUUCCAAUGCGUUUCCCACGCAAGGAAAAAGUUCAGAGGAAGCCAGGGUGGCAUCGUGGGGUCAAAUUUUGCACAAGGCGAGCCCGCGAUUUGUCUCUGGUGAAAACAAUAUGGCGGAGUUCUACAGCAGUGCUGGUAACUAUGAAUCUCAAGCGAAAAUGAGUUUCAGAGCGUUUGAAAUAGCGCCAGUGAUCGAGAGGAUAGUGACUACGUCUGCAGAUAGACCAAAAACGGUGGAAUGCCUUGAUUGUGCAGCUCAGAACUUAUACAUUGGUACUACAGAUUGUUUUGUUCUUAACUAUGUGAUUGAUGAAGGAACGUCACCAUUGGGAAAGACAACUUUUCAGUCAAGACUCCAAGCUUGUAAACAUCUUGGAAUGAAAAAGCCAAUACAGCAGGUUUUGACAGCCCCAGCAAUAAACAGACUUCUAGUUUUAUGUGAUGGGAGUAUUUUGAUGUUUGCCAUGUUCGGCUUAGAGUUUUUGGCCACUGGAUUUAAGGACAGAUUUAAAGGGGUGACAGCCAUAUGUAGAAAUGAUAAUCCAAAUAUGUUUGACCCAUUUGCUGUUGAGGUGUGUAUGUCACUUUCCAAAAAGAAAGCCAUCCAUAUUCUCUCAGUUACUGAAGACAGGAUAACUCUGUUGAAAGAAAUACCACUUCCAGAACCUCCCCUGCAAAUGGCAGUUGAUGGAGGAUCUGUUUGUGUGGCAUUGGCUAAUCAACAUCGUUACUGCCUGGUUAAUAUUCUCUCUGGCAAGGUUCAAGAGUUAUUUCAUUACGAGGAUGAAGUUACUAAAGGACUUGUCAUGGGUGUUGGAAUGGAGGAAUUUUUACUGAAUGGCCCUACAGAUGUCAUGGGUAUGUUUGUUACUUCAGAAGGGACCUCUCAGAGGGCUCCACUCAGCUGGUCAGAGAGAUUGCUGGCUCUGGGAUAUUCGUUUCCUUAUGCUGUGGCACUAGGAGCAAACUCCAUUUCUGUUCACAGCAUUAUAGGGCAAGACCAAAAAUCACAGAAGCAGUCACUCAUAUUCAAGGGUGGAAGACUCUUAUUGAAUUAUGAUAAUCAGGUUUUUGUUUGUUCUUCAAGAGAAGUCUACUGCUUGGCACAGCUUUCAUUCAGAAAACAGGUGCAGAUGUUGUUAAAUGAGAAACGAGUGAGUGAAGCUCUUCAGCUUGCUCAUGUCGCCAUGGAAACAGCAACAGGACCGCAAAGGGAUGAAAAGCUUCUUCAGAGAACGCAACUGCAGGCUGGAUUUAUAUACAUGGCAGAAGGGUACUUUACAGAAGCUGGACGUCUUAUGAAAGAGGGAGGACUGGAUCCGAGAGAGCUGAUUAUAUUAUUCCCAGACCUCCUCUCUUCCAACUGGAAAUACUUACCAUCGAGAGAAAUAGCAGAGCUGAGUGCCCGGGUGAACGGCAGUAAGCAGUUUUUGGCAGAGGCCAAGCUAUUCUUGAUGCAGUACCUUGAGGAAACCAGAGAGACUGCGGAAGAUUCGGGCUACAAAGAGGAGGUCGAUACGGCGCUCGUGAAGUUAUACACACAAAUAAAUUCUCCAGACUUACUGAGUCUGGUGUCCAAUAGAAACGCCUGCACUGUUGCAGAUACCAUCAGCUGCCUUCAGAAACACGAGAGAUACCACGCAUUGGCAUUGUUUUAUGACUAUCACAAACAAACUGCAGAAGCCGUAGCUGUUUGGAAAAGACUUAUACAGGAGGAGAUUAGAGAUAGAAACUUCCCAGGGAUAGAAUACGUCGUAAAGUAUCUUUCUAGUUCGAAGGGUUCUGAGCUUCUCUGGAACAACGUUCCUUGGUUGCUGGAGAAGAAUCAAGAAGUAGCCGUAAAGGUUUUCACCGACAGACCAACAGAUGGUCAACCGAACGACGAAAAGAUGAAACCAGACUUGAUUGUAGAAUACCUUCAGAGAUUCCCUGUUGCUUUACAAUGCUAUCUAGAGUAUCUUGUCUAUGACAGGAAAUUGGAGAGAGAGAAGUAUCACACUCAUUUAGCCCUUCUUUAUUUGGAGGAAGUGUUGAAAAUGAGAAGAGAUCCGUCCUGUUCUCAGGACAAUCUUGAUAAACAAAGAGCGAAACUGCGGGCAAUGUUAGAGUGGUCUUCGCUUUAUCGAGUGGCGCUGUUGCUAUCCAAGAUCAACGAUGAUUCUGACUUAGAUGCAGAGGCCGCCAUUCUCUAUGGAAAGAUGGAGCAGUACAAUAAAGCACUCAAGAUUUUAGUUUACAAACUUGAAAAUUUCUCUGAGGCUGAAAGGUUCUGCGAGCUACAUUCAAAGGGAAAAGACAGAAACUUUCGUAAGAAGCUUUUCCAAACUUUGCUAGAAGUCUACUUAUCACCUGAUGAGGACCGCGAACCGUUAAUAGCACCAGCGGUUGCACUGUUAAACUCGCACAUGUCGGACUUUGACACAGCAGAGGCGAUGAAGCUAAUUCCUGACGAAUGGUCGAUCGGUGUUAUUUCUCAGUUCUUGUGUGGCUCAGUUCGAUCAAGUCUCCACAGAAGUCGCACUAGUAAGAUUCUGAGCAGCUUAGCACGCGGGGAAAACCUCAAGAUGCGAAGUUCUCACAUGAUAUCCCACAAAGCUAAAUUUUCAGUGACGGAAGAAAAAUUAUGCCAGGCAUGCCGGCGGCCCUUUAAUGACCCCGCUGUAGCGCGUUACCCGAAUGGCGUGACAACGCAUAUACACUGCGCAAGAAACAAAACUGUUUGCCCCGUGACGGGUCACGUGUUCUCAUCCAAAGAACGGCACCGAGACGAGUUUACUAAAGACGAAGACGUUUGAGGGUGCUAGAAAUAAAUCAAAAUAGGAGAAUUUUACGGCACUUGAAGUUUAUCCAUAGAAAAGAUGCUGGAAAAGUGGGUGAAAUGCACUGAAAUAUGCAGUGUAGCUAACAAAGGAGAAAUGGCCAUUUUAGCAAGCAUCGACGAGUGAUUAUAAUCUAUUGGCACUGGGCAUUCCGCAUUGAGAAGCUGCCGAUUUUUACUAUGGUGUGUCGCCAUUUGACGUUGUAUAUAUUUCCAAAAUAUUAUAAAGCUUUCUUACAGAGGAGUGAAAAUAUUUUUAUGUAAUUAACUGUACGUCACAUACAGGAAGCCUAGCUUUCAACCUUAGGUCGUGGUGCAAAUUGGUUGAUACAAAGAAAAUAGGGAUAAAGAGAAAAAAAUUAUAAGAGGAUGAUACAUGAAGCUAAGACAUGGAAAAGGAAGCUGACUUCUCUGAAGCGGCGAAGACGAGGGCGAAGAAUAAUUAAUUAUGUGAGUUACGGCGAUGCAAAGGAAAUAGGAUCCUUUAUGAAAUCUAUUUUCCGCAUGACUUGGAAAGAACUGUUUUGUGAAUAAUCACCAAAUGUCUGUAUAGAUAAACAAAAACAUAAAAUGGUCUUAAACCAUACAAACAUGUAGACAAAGUUACGAUAUUUUCCUGAUUUACUUACCUUUUUGUACUAAAGUACUCAUUACUUUCGGUUUCACCAACCCUGACCUUCAAAAUGAGGGCAAGUGUAAUUGUUUUCUUUUUUGUUUUUAUUUGUUUGUGUGUUUGUUUUUUUUUUUAAUCACAAAUGAAUUUUCUUUGGAUGUGAACAACAGAUCAUGUUUGUGUCAAAGGUUUCGAACUAACCCUUGUUUCAAGGGGUUCGGAUGUAAGCUAUUUUGAUAACCAA